Messenger RNA from Effrenium voratum, 1484 nucleotides. NCBI's taxonomy places the organism in Eukaryota, Dinophyceae, Suessiales, Symbiodiniaceae. The record is from the annotation of a GenBank genome assembly.
UAACUAUGGCCCUACGUGCUGCGAUUUUGCGGAGAGAGAGAGGUAGCUCCAUCUCAGCUUGGGAGAUUUGUUCUCGCUCUUGGUCCUCAUGGCGCAUGACAGGGCAGCAGGAUCUGCUGCGGCUGCCGCAGCCGCAGCUGAGGGAUGUGCGCCAGGCCUUGGGCGAGCUGCAGCGCUGGAGGACGCGCCCGGCGCAGGGCACCGCGCUGCUCCGCGAGAUCGCGCGGUAUGGCAGGGCCGACCUGGCAGAGCAAGUGCUCCGCACCAUGCAGCUUGCGAGGCUCCAGGCGAACUUGUUCCACUUCAACGCGGCACUCAAUGCAUACAGAGACUGGGAAGAGGCUUUGGCCAUGUGCAGUCGGAUGCUGGUGCUGGGCCUCGCGCUGGACGAGUUUAGCCUCAGCAGCGUGACCGGCCCCUGGCCGCGGGCGUUGCAGCUCCUCGGCUACAAGCAGUUGCAGCCCAAUAUCGUCCGCUACAACGCAGCCAUCAGUGCUCUCCGCAGCCUUUGGGUGGCGGCGGCCGAGCUUUUGACGUGUCUCCAGAGGAGUGCCCAGAGGGACGACUUCAGCGUCAGCGCUUUGGUCGCCUCCUAUGGUGAGGGCGGCCAGUGGCAGCGCGGCCAGCUUCUGCUUGGCGGAGGAGGUGUGCCUUACAAUGCAGCGAUCUCCGCCUGCGACCUCGCAGACCAAUGGCAGAUGUCUCUGCAGCUGCUACUAACGGCAUGCCUCUUGAGGCUGCCGCCCCAGGCAGCGCGCGUUGGCGCGGCGGCGGCGGCCACUGGCGCGGCGUCCGCUUGGCGGAGUGCCUGGCGCCUUUGGGAGGAGAUGCAGAUGCUGCAGCUGAAAGCCAACGAGAUCGUGUGCGGCAGCGCGCUGAGGGCCUGCGGUUCGCGGGGGCUUUGGGCGGAGACCUUGGCGCUGAGAAGUGCGGCGAAGGCGCAGCAGGUAUCCAACGCCAUUUGCGAGAGCAUGGUGACUUUGGCGUGUGAGCAGGCCUCGCUGUGGCGCUGCGCCCUGGCCACGCUGCCCUCAGAGCCCCCGAUGGAUGCCACGGCCAUGGCCAUCGGCGCCUGUGGAUCCUUGCGGAAGUGGGCCUUGGCGCUCUUCCUGCGGGCAGGCGACUCCGAGUCCGGGACCCGCGCGGCGCUGGGCUCCUGCGCCAGCGCGGGGCGCUGGGAACUGGCGCUGCAGCUCUGCGGCGGAGGCGCCACGGAGCCAGGAGUGCACGGAGGACUUCGCGCAGUGGCGAAGGGCCGGCGAUGGCCUGUGGCCUUCCAACUGCUGCGGCGCAUGCCGCGCUGGCGCCUCGCCGCCGGCGAGGUGUCCUACUCCAUUGCGCUGGAUGCAUGUGACACAGUCAGCGCGUGGUCUGCUGCCCUCAACGUGCAGAAGCUACGAUCGGCGAAUCAAGGCGCGGUGGUGGCAGCGUGCCAGAGGCGGCUUCCUGGGCGGGGCACAACGCACGGGCAUGGCUUCAAUGAG